Camelina sativa (false flax) is the source of this 1256-nucleotide messenger RNA. RefSeq lists its product as uncharacterized. Gene Ontology annotation, molecular function: DNA-binding transcription factor activity; sequence-specific DNA binding. Gene Ontology annotation, biological process: regulation of DNA-templated transcription. The record is from RefSeq and is a predicted model, not a curated record. Lineage: Eukaryota; Viridiplantae; Streptophyta; Magnoliopsida; Brassicales; Brassicaceae. Gene Ontology annotation, cellular component: nucleus.
ACAGAGGAACACUUAGGCUUCACAAGACAGAGAGAAAAAAAGAGAUUGGUGGGUCUGUAAGAGAAGGAGAAGACACUACUUCUUUAGUUCUUUAGUUUAGCUUUCACUGAAAGAAAAAGAAAGAAUGAGUUUGUGGGGAGCUAUGGGAGGAGGAUGGGGAGUGGUAGAAGAAGGUUGGAGAAAAGGGCCUUGGACUGCUGAAGAAGACCGCCUUUUGAUCGAUUAUGUGAGGCUUCACGGUGAAGGCCGAUGGAACUCUGUGGCUAGGCUCGCCGGGUUGAAGAGAAAUGGCAAAAGCUGCAGAUUAAGAUGGGUUAAUUACCUAAGACCAGACCUUAAGAGAGGACAAAUUACUCCUCAUGAAGAAACCAUCAUCCUUGAGUUACAUGCUAAGUGGGGCAAUAGGUGGUCGACGAUUGCACGUAGUUUACCGGGAAGAACAGACAACGAAAUCAAGAACUAUUGGAGAACCCAUUUCAAGAAGAAGACAAAGUCUCCAACUAACAAUGCGGAGAAGACAAAGAACCGUCUCUUCAAGAGGCAACAAUUUCAGCAGCAAAGACAAAUGGAGUUACAGCAAGAACAACAAUUGCUUCAGUUCAAUCAGAUUGACAUGAAAAAGAUCAUGUCUUUACUAGAUGACGACAACAAUAAUGGUGAUAAUACCUUCAGCAGCAGUAGUAGCGGCAGCAGCGGCAAAGGUGGUGCUUUCUAUGUGCCUCAACAGAUCAUACAUUCAACAACAAGCUCUGGUUGUGACCCAAAUACAAACGGGUAUUACCCGGUGGUUCCUGUGGUAAUACCCGAGCCUAAUGUGAAUGAAGAUAGCGCUAUUUGGAACGGUUUAUGGAAUCUAGAUUUUGAAGGACAAGGAAGUUUUGGUGGUGCUGCUUGUGCCCCAAGGGAGCACUGUUUCGGGAACAUGGCUAUUCCCUUCUGCUAACUUGACCUUUUAAAUAUCUUAUCUUCCGGAGAAUGAAAGAUAAUAACUUGACCGACAAGUUAGGUCGAGUUUGAGUUUAGUUUGGUUUCAUCUAUUUUAGAUUUUUGGUUUAUCAUAAGUAAUUCUGCUAUGAAUUGUGUGUGAUGUAAGAAGCUCGUUUUAGUUGUGCCAAGCUAAAAGGGUGAUGUAGUAGAGACAGAGACUAGAGAGUCUAUCCAAGAAUGGCUAUGUCAAUCGUUAUACAGCAGUACAACACAACUCAUUCCAAUAUAUCAAAUAAAAAAAUUGUUAUUUGGAUAUUUUAGUGAGAAAA